This is a messenger RNA of Arabidopsis arenosa, 613 nucleotides long. The record is from the annotation of a GenBank genome assembly. Lineage: Eukaryota; Viridiplantae; Streptophyta; Magnoliopsida; Brassicales; Brassicaceae.
ACAACAACAACAAAAACAUCUCUCUUAAUCUAAGAAAUGGGUCGUAGAAAAAUAGAGAUAAAACGUAUUGAAGAUAUCAACGAAAGGAAAGCGACGUUUUUAAGACGCCGAAAUGGAAUUUUUAAGAAGGCCGAUGCACUCGCAAAGCUGUGUAAUGUGGAAGUUGCUGUCUUGGUCAUAUCUCCUACAAAUCUACCGUACACAUACGGUAAUCCAUGCUUCAACGAUGUGGUUGAGCGUAUCCAAACUCCUAGUGCUUCGUCCAAACUCGAUAGUCUCAUGAAAGAAUUGGAACAAAUCAAAGAGCUUGAGGAGGUUUUGCGGAAGAGGCAAGAAAGAAACCGUGAAAAAUCCGAUAUGAUGGGGAUUGUUGAUUUGAACUUGGAGGACUUAGUUGCUUUCAAGGGGAAACUCGAGGCUCAUCAAGUAGGUUUAAAGAGGAAACAUGUAGAGAUGGAGGAUUUGUCUUCUCCAUCGAUGCUCUCAAAGAAUACGAAGAAGAAGAAGACAAGGACUGAGUCUUCUUCCGGACAGAGCAGAGAAAUGUAUGAGCUUCGGCCCAGAAUUCCUCGGAACUAUUUAGAAUAACCGUUAAAAAAAAAAAAAUUAUUUU